Molecule: messenger RNA, 3187 nt
Organism: Sesamum indicum (sesame)
Lineage: Eukaryota; Viridiplantae; Streptophyta; Magnoliopsida; Lamiales; Pedaliaceae
Source: RefSeq, a predicted model, not a curated record
GAUGCUUACGGCACUUUUUCAGUUUGAAUGCCGGUUCUGGCAACAUCCGUUUCAUUACAAACUGUGUAAGAUGAGGCCGCUUUAUGUGUAUCACUAAGUUUUGUCGCGCUAUAGUAGCUAAGAUAAUUAUAUAAAGAAGGAUGGAGAAGUAACUUUAUGGUAACUUACAUUGGAAAUCUGUGAAGUGUCCCUUAUAAAUCUCAAUAUGCUACUGCCAAAUUUAGCUUACUACCACAUACAUAUAAGGCUACUGAGACAUGGUGCUUUUCUUUUGCUUCACAAUUUUCUGUGUGCUUUAUUUGUGGCCUCAUUUUCAACGUAUAUAAGUUCCACCAUAUUUUUCCUUGUUUUAUUCUGUUCCCUCGUUUUCAGGAAAAGCAAUAGCUCGGCUUAGUUUUGCUUAUGAAAGAAACGUCGAUUCUGCACCAUGCAUUAUAACUCCACUCACCACUCACCACUGAUUUUUCUCUCAAAGCAAGGGUCUUUAUGUGGGAUUCCAAUUGCUAAAAAAGCUAAAAGUCGAAAAGGGCACCUUCUUGAAGAUGGAGAUAACAAUUUCGUAUAUGUCUAGGGGGGUCCGGGGACAUUCAAUCUUCUAGUGAUGUAUAUAUCAAUCUAGUGCAACUUGUUUCUUGCUUGUCAAUGAAUGCUUAAAGGAAGGUAACCACUUGGCAAUCAGUGGUUUUGACGGCUACGGAAGUUUGGCAUAUUUUCAGCAAUAAGAAGGUGAGAUUGCCAAGUAAACUUCCAUAAUGUGCACUCCUCCAAACUUCUCUCGAACUUGUCUUCCUUCCAUCUCAGAAAGUGCUGAAAAAGUACCUUUUUUCACUUCCGUUAGUAGGAUAUAAGUCCUCUCUCGUCUGUAUGGCAUGUAAUACACAGAAACCAGUCACUAGUCCAGCUGUAUUGCUUUUUCCUUUGAAGCUAGUUUAUUAAAUGGUCUUGUUCAGAGUGAGCCUGAAAGUUGAUAAUGAAGUAAUUAAUCAGUUCAAAUUCUCUUCUCUAGUUUCAUGCUGACAGAAGCUUUCACCUGGACUGCUCUUCCUACGUGUAACUUAAGUAACAUUAAGGCUUCCGUUUCUGUUGUUUUUUCGUUAGUUUUUCUCCAAUAUAUGCAACAGGUAAUUUCAGAUGACGAAUUUUCUUUGGAAAUAGUAGGAGAAGGUAAGCCAGAGCUCUAUCAGCUGUGGCCUGAAAGUUUCGUUCCAAAAGGUUUUAUCGCAGACAUGAAGUUUAUGAAACUCGGGGCUGGUCCAGACACCUUCUACACGGAGGAGGCAACUAGGACUGUUUUAUCAGAUGUACCGAGUGACCUCACCAUUCGGAUAAACAAUAUCACUUAUCUUCUCCAUAAGCUGCAGUAUUCUCUUCUUCCAAAGUGUGGUUUAUUACAACGGCUUUCCUCCGAGAAAGAGGAUUCCACCAAUGUCGCCCUGGACCUACAUGACAUUCCAGGCGGAGACGAGGCUUUUGAGCUUUGUGCCAAGUUUUGUUACGGGAUCUCAAUCAACCUCAGUGCCCACAAUUUUGUGUCUGCCUUUUGUGCUGCCAAGUUCCUCAGAAUGACAGAAGCAGUUGAAAACGGAAACCUCAUCAUGAAACUAGAGGCCUUCUUCUCAUCCUGCAUUCUUGAAGGCUGGAAGGAUUCUGUCGUGACUCUUCAGAACACACAAAGAGUGUAUGAGUGGUCAGAAAAUCUCAGCAUUGUCAGAAGAUGCAUCGAAUCCAUCGUUGACAAGAUAUUGACGCCUCCGGCAAAGGUCAGAUGGUCUUAUACCUAUACUAGGCCAGGCUACGCAAAAAAACGCCACCAGUCGGUGCCAAAGGAUUGGUGGACAGAGGACAUAUCUUUCCUUGACAUCGACAUGUUCAGAUGCAUAGUUACUGCUGUUAAGUCGACAAAUAUUCUGCAGCCACAGCUCAUCGGGGAGGCUUUGCAUGUCUACGCGUGCCGUUGGCUGCUAGACAUGACAGAAAGUCAGCCUAACAAGAGCUCAAGUUCUCAAGUAGAUGAUUCUCCACACAGAAAACAAAGAAUUCUUGAGACCAUUGUGGGCCUGAUUCCAGCAGAUAAAGGAUCUGUCUCGAUCAAAUUCUUGCUGAGACUCCUCAGCAUCGCCAACUUUCUUGGUGUGUCUCCGGUGACAAAAGCAGAACUCUUGAGGAUCUCAAGUUUGCAGCUCGAGGAGGCAACGCUGGACGACUUGUUGCUUCCGACUUGGGCCCCCAACGAUCAAACCUCCCAUGACACUGAUUUGGUCAAGACAGUUCUAGAGAGUUUCUUGAGGCAGUGGAGAAGACAAACUUCUGCAGGUGAAAGCCAAUCACUACUGAGAUCAAUUCAUAAGAUUGGAAAGCUUGUCGAUUCCUACCUGCUAGUGGUAGCAAAGGAUGCCAACUUGCCAUUUCAUAAAUUUGAAUCUCUGAUCGAAACGCUCCCAGGAAAUGCACGGCCCGAGCACAACGAUCUCUACAAGGCAAUCAAUACUUACCUCAAGGAGCACCCUGAUCUGAGCAAAACAGACAAGAAACAAAUCUGUAGAUUUCUAGAUUGCCAAAAGUUGUCUCCAGAAGUACGAGCCCACGCUGUCAAAAACGAACUCUUGCCACUGAGAACAGUGGUUCAAGUUCUUUUCUACGAGCAGGAGAAGAAAGGCCACACAACGACAAACAAAACGCAUGCAUCUCCAGAACAACAUGCAGACAGGCAAGAAACGUCGGACAUCAGAGACGAGCUGAACAAACUAAAAUUGAGUGCAGGCGAGCAGUCCAGCAAAGGCAAAGGUAACAGAAGUUCAGAGCCUGGAACAAGUGGAGUUCAUCGCAAUCUGAGGAAGUCUGAUGAUAAGCAGCAACAAAGACAAGACCAAAAGCUUCAAGAUAAGAGCAGUCACCAAACCAGAAACGGAGAAAGGAAGGGAAAUCAGAGAAGAGGACAUUGCUGGGAUUCAUCUGAAUCAUCACAAGAACGCUCAAGUGAGAAGAGUAUCAGAAAAGACACUCAGCAAAAGCAGAGAGAGAUAGCCCAUUAAGAUUACUACAACUUUGUCUUAAAAAAGCUUUCAUGUUAUUACAAUUCAUUCAGGCACAUAUCUGUGAACAUGAAGAUCUAAACAAACAUAUGUAAGUUUGUGCAUCAUAUGUAUACAGUUAUUCACAUUUCUUGAUAGAGCUACAUAUUAUUCUC